Molecule: messenger RNA, 2961 nt
Organism: Poecilia reticulata (guppy)
Lineage: Eukaryota; Metazoa; Chordata; Actinopteri; Cyprinodontiformes; Poeciliidae
Gene: prdm6
Product: PR domain containing 6
Biological process (GO): regulation of gene expression
Cellular component (GO): nucleus
Molecular function (GO): histone methyltransferase activity; protein binding
Source: RefSeq, a predicted model, not a curated record
CCUGGAGGUGGAGAGAAGCUCCCCGCUGACUGGACAUCAGCACCCGGUCGGUUCGGAACCGAUCCGAGCUUUUUAAACAACUUCCGCUUUAAAAACAAACCCGGAAUAAACCAGGAAGAUCAGCGGAGGCUCCCCGCGUCUUCACCCCGCCGACCGCUGCCUCUGCCGGGGCGCGCUCGGAGCGGCGCACCGCUGGUCUCCGCUGGACCCAAACGGAUCUCCAGUUCAUUUGUUCAGAUGAAACGUUCUCCAGCAGGCUGCUGAACCACUUCAGACAGAGCAGUGCCGCCAUGCUGAAGCCGGGUGACCCCAGCGGUUCGGCCUUCCUGAAGGUGGACCCGUCCUACCUGCAGCACUGGCAGCAGCUCUUCCCGCAGGCCCAGCUCAAGGCUCCGCUGGCCCCGCCGCCGCCUCCGCCUCCACCAGACCGCCUCGCCAUCGCCGUGGACGCCCUGCGCCCGUCCCGCCUGCACGCGCACCUCCUGGCCUGCACAUCCUCAUCUUCCUCCACCUCUUCCUCCUCCGCAGCUCCUUCCUCCUCCUCCUCCAUCUCCACCCCCGCGGGCCUCGCUCAGCUGCCCGUCCCGCAGCAGAUCGCGCUCUUCGGGCAGGCGCUGGCCCCGGCGCCGGGGGCCGCGGCGGACCUGGUGGUGGUGGUCCCCCCGGACAACCAGCAGGGCCACAACCCGGCCGCGGAGCUCCUCCAGCAGGCCAAGGAGCAGCGGUGCGCGGCGGUCGGGGUGGUGUCGUCCAGCGUGAAGAGCGGCGGCGGCGGCGGCGGCGCGGAGGAGUGCGGGAAGGCUGCGGGGGGGCGAUGCAAGCUGACCUCCGAGGAGCUGGACUACUACCUGUACGGUCAGCAGAGGAUGGAGAUCAUCCCGCUGAGCAACCACACCGGGGAGCUCAACAACCGUUGCGACAUGUGUGCAGAUAACAGGAACGGUGAGUGUCCGAUGCACGGCCCUCUUCACUCGCUGCGCCGCCUGGUGGGCACCAGCAGCACUGCAGCGCCUGUUCCUCUGCCGGACGUCCCUGAUUGGCUGAGGGAUCUGCCCAGAGAGGUGUGUCUCUGCACCAGUACGGUUCCCGGUCUGGGUUACGGGAUCUGUGCCGCCCAGAGGAUCCCUCAGGGAACCUGGAUCGGCCCGUUCCAGGGCGUCCCCCUCCUGGUGGACAAACUGCACUCCGGGGCCGUCAGGAACACCAGACACCUGUGGGAGAUCUAUGACGCAGAGGGAACGUUGCAACACUUUAUAGAUGGAAACGAUCCCAGUAAAUCCAGUUGGAUGAGGUACAUCCGCUGUGCGAGACACUGUGGCGAGCAGAACAUGAUGGUGGUCCAGUACAGGUCGUGCAUCUUCUACAGAGCCUGCAUGGACAUCCCCAGAGGGACGGAGCUGCUGGUUUGGUACAACGACUCGUACACGUCCUUCUUCGGCAUCCCGCUGCAGUGCAUCGCUCAGGACGAAAACCUCAAUGUUCCAGCCACGGUGAUGGAGGCCAUGAGCAGACAGGAAUCCCUCCAGUCCUUCAGCAAAAACAGCAAGCCUUCCUCGUCUUCAUCGUCCUCCUCUUCCUCCCCUCCGGCCGCCCUGCUGCGCUCCAUGGUCUUCCCCCACACCCCUUGCACCCGGAGCUUCUCGCUGCUGGACAAGGUCGGGGUCGGAGUUCAGUCGGACUCCGGCUUCGGCCAGCUGGGCUCGAAGAACCAGCGGGUUCUGGCGAGCCCGACCUCCACCAGCCAGCUGAGCAGCGAGUUCAGCGACUGGCAUCUGUGGAAGUGCGGCCAGUGCUUCAAGACCUUCACCCAGAGGAUCCUGCUGCAGAUGCACGUCUGUCCGCAGAACCCCGACAGGCCGUACCAGUGUGGCCACUGCUCCCAGUCCUUCUCGCAGCCGUCGGAGCUGAGGAACCACGUAGUGACGCACUCCAGCGACCGGCCCUUCAAGUGCGGCUACUGCGGCCGCGCCUUCGCCGGCGCCACCACCCUCAACAACCACAUCCGGACGCACACCGGAGAGAAGCCGUUCAAGUGUGAGCGCUGCGACCGCAGCUUCACGCAGGCGACGCAGCUCAGCCGCCACCAGCGACUCCCCAACGAGUGCAAACCGCUCAACGAGAGCAGCGAGUCCAUCGAGGUGGAUUAACCUCUGACCUCCGGCUGGCCGCCGCCUCACCGGCCAUCCGUCCGUCCGUCCACAGUAAGCCGACACGUCCGCACCUCAGAGUCUGACCCGUCCAGACGUCUGCCCUCCUCUCUUCCCGCUGCGGCGUUCCCGCGACGUUCAUCCCGUUUUGCAGAAAUCAGCCGAUCCUCUGAUCCGUUUCUGCUGCCGGACUCGUGCAGAAACGGAUCCGGGUUCAGAGAAACGGAGUGAAAACCACCAAACCAAAGAUCCGAGCGGUCGGAGCGUUCUGGACACGGAUAUUUACUGGAGGCUCCUGGGAAAACCACCGAGCUUUGCUCCAAAGAAAACCUUCUGAAAAGCCGAAUAAAGCGACUGAUUGUCCUCCUGCAGCUUCACCUCCAGGUGGCGGACAGAGAGGCUGACCGACCCGUUUACGGCCCACAGACAGAGAAAAACACAUUCUAUUUAUCUUCCUGCUCACAUCGUGCUGCAAGCACUUUUUAUUUUGGAACGCUAAGUUAAUAUUUGCAGCUCUAAUGUUGAUAAAUGUACAGAGGGAUUUCUUAUAGAAAUGAUCCCAGAGCUAAUAUGAAGCAUGACUUCAAUCAUCUUCACAGUCUGAUGUUUCUACUUCCUGUUUCCUGUUUUCUAAAUCUCCUCCCUCCUUCUUCCCUCAAAGAGUUUAUUUGCCUCAGACGUGUAAAUAAUCAUGAAGAUCCGGUUUGUAUUAAAGCUCCGAAGGCUGAAGUGAAAACAGUCGCUGUGCCUGAGAGUUAAAAAGCUUUAAAUCGGCUCCGAUGCAAAGAAACAGGAAAAUCAGCACAGAGGGAUG